ACAGAGAGGAUUAUCAUCUUCAUCUUUUCAUCCUCACAUUGGUGCACCGGCCUAUUGUUUGUCAAUUCAACAUCACAAACAAUUUCAAAGAUUCGUAUUCAAUUAAAUUAUCAAACUGGUUAGUACACGUACUACUUCCGACGAACAAGCUGAAGAAAAUUUAAAACAGUACGAACAACAACUUGAAGAUAAACGACGAGAACGUGAACAAAAACAACAAGAACGUAAUAUGGCAACUAGUUUAUCAGCGCAACUAUUAGUUAAAGGCAUUCAACCGAUAGAAAAAUUUACUGGUGCUGAUGAACAAGAUCCGUUAACAUGGCUACAAUCAAUUGAUGAAUUGUUCGACGCAACGAAAGUUGAUAAGCUUGAUCGUCGACGAUAUCUGCCGAUGUAUUUUGGUGAAGAUGUAAAAAAAUGGUAUCGUAGUGAAGAACAUAAUAGUGAAUAUGAUGAAUUUAAAAAAGAAUUUAUUAAUACGUUUACAUCAUCGAUACACAAAUUGAAAAUUUCAACGAAAUUAUUGAAUCGACGACAAGGUAACGAGGAGUCGGUGCAGGUAUAUUACUAUGAUAUUUUAGCAUUAUGUAUACGACUUAAUCCUGCAAUGCAAGAAGAAGAAAAAGUAUUAUAUCUUUUACGAGGUCUUAAACCAACUAUUCAACAACAUGUGAUCAUGACUAAUCCGAAGCAAAGUAAAGAAUUAUUCGAAUACGCCAAACGAGUAGAAGCAGCAGCAUCGAUUACACAACCAUCAUCAUCAUCAAUGACAUCUUCCUCAAUGGACGAACAUAUUGAUGAAACAACAGCAGCACUUCGUCGUACAACAAUCACGCAAAAUAACCGACAAGACACUCGUUCAUAUAAUUUAAACAAUCAUCGAACACAACAACAAUACGACAAUACAUAUAAUAAUCGUUCUUAUCAACCAUCAAGACGUUCAUCUACUCAAUUAAAAUGUUAUAACUGCCAUGGUAUUGGGCAUUAUGCAUAUCAAUGUCCUAGUCAUUUAAACUAA
Adineta steineri is the source of this 1018-nucleotide messenger RNA. The record is from the annotation of a GenBank genome assembly. NCBI's taxonomy places the organism in Eukaryota, Metazoa, Rotifera, Eurotatoria, Adinetida, Adinetidae.